This is a messenger RNA of Eucalyptus grandis, 2460 nucleotides long. Its product is annotated as MAR-binding filament-like protein 1-1. Gene Ontology annotation, molecular function: chromatin binding. The record is from RefSeq and is a predicted model, not a curated record. Gene Ontology annotation, biological process: mitotic chromosome condensation. Gene Ontology annotation, cellular component: chromatin; condensin complex; condensed chromosome. Lineage: Eukaryota; Viridiplantae; Streptophyta; Magnoliopsida; Myrtales; Myrtaceae.
UUCACCAUCUCAUCUCGUCUCGUCUCAUCCCAUCCUCAACUCCAUCGAGCGCGAAGAAGAGAGAACAGAGAAGCAGGCGAAAGAGCUCAGGCAUGGGCGGCUUCGCGAUCGGGAGCUCCGUCUCCCUGCGUUCUUCUCUCCGUCAACCCCCCUUCCUCGCCCCUUCCCCGUCUCGUCGUCAGCCCCUCCUCUCCACCCCGAGGAACCUCCCCGGGGCGAGGAGGAGGAGGGGGAGGAGGAGCUCGGCGGCGUGCUGCUCCUCGCGCGAGGAGAGCUCGGGCGAGGGCGCCGUUUCUCGCGGCAGGAGGGCGAUCCUCUUCGUCGGCGUCUCGGUGCUCCCGCUCCUGCGCCUGGGCGCCCAGGCGCUCGAGGCCGAGGAAACCGAUAAAAUCGAGGUAAGGACUACUCCAGAAAAUCAGAAAGCAGAGGAAACAAAUCCUUUCUCUCUCCUGAAUGGACUAGGAAUAUUCAGUUCAGGUGUGCUUGGUUCUCUCUAUGCACUGGGCCGGAAAGAUAAGGCAGCUGCGGAUGCCACAAUAGAAUCUAUGAGGACCAUGUUGAAAGACAAGGAAGCUGCAAUUGUUUCCUUGGAGAAAAACUUUGAAGCAAAGCUAUUGAAUGAACGAGAAGAACGGACCAGCGCUGUGAAAAAGGUCAAGGAAGAACAGCAGUCUCUGAUGAAUCAGCUGAACUCUGCGAACUCAACAAUUGCAGGGCUAGGAAAGGAGCUGAAGGGUGAAAGAUUGAUCGAGGAGAUGAACGUUCAAAAAGAUAGUCUUCAAACAAGGCUUUCAAAGAAUGAGGAGGAUAAAAGAUCACUUGAAGAAACUUUGAAAGAGAAGCUUGACUCAAUUAAACUGUUAGAAGAAAGAAUAAACUUGCUGAGCUUAGAGCUGAAGGAAAAGGAAGACCACCUUCAAGGUCUCAGGUCCUCUCUCACUGCGAAGGAAUCAGAGUUGGAAGAUGUGACUUCUAUUUCCAGUAAAACUAAGGAUGAUUUAGCCAAAGCACAGUUGGAGAUCAAAGCGUUGAAAGAUACCCUUCUGGAGAAUCAGAAAGAGCUAGAUUUGAAGAACUCUGCCAUUGGUGAACUGAAUGCGAGAAUAAAUUCUAUAGUAGUGGAGAAGGACAAUCUUGGGAGGAAGCUGGAUUUGGUACAAGAGGAAUAUAAUGAUCUGAAGUCUUCGUAUGAACAAAAGUCAGCUUUGGAUGCUAAGCUUUUGGAAGAGAGACAAAAUGAAAUUCACCGGCUCAAUGAACAACUUGAGCUUUCUAACGGUAAGGUUGCUGAAAAACAGAAGAUGAUUUCCAGUUUGACAAAUGAAAGGAAUGAUCUGGAGAAAAAACUGGAUGUAGAGGUUAGCACCGUAGAGAAUCUGAAACAUGAACUUGGUACUGCUCAGGAUUUGCUGGAUGAGUCAAGAAAAGAAGCUUCUAAUUUGUCAAAGGAACUACAGUCUUUAAAGAACUUAUAUUCAGAACUUCAGGCUGAAAUAUCUCAGACUAAAGCUGAGUAUACCAAGGAAAAAAAAUCACUGCAGAGGAGCCUCAAUGAGGCUGAACAGAAGAAAGAAGUUGUCGCUACUGAGCUUGCUUCCGAAAAGGAAAGUUUGAGCAAAACAAUGGCCGAGCUUCACACUGUGUCUGAGGAACUGGCGUCUUUGGUUGAAAAUCGCAAUGACCUGAAGAAAGAAUUGGUUGAUGCCUAUAAAAUGGCGGAAUCUUCAGCAAAUGAUUUAAAAGAAGAAAAAAAUACGGUCACUUCCUUGAAGAAGGAGGUACAAGUUUUAGAAAAGCAACUUCUGAAGGACAAGGAAGCACAGGAGUCCCUCAAGACUGAAUUGGAGGAAGCCAUAAAAUCACUUGAUCAACUGAACCGAAACGCAUUAACUCUCUCGAGGGAUCUAGACAAAGCUAAUUCUCAGAUUUCUACGCUUGAGAAUGAGAGAGAGGUGCUCUACAGAUCCCUGACUGAACAAAAGAAAGCAUCCAAAGAGGCCCAGGAAAACCUGGAAGACGCUCAUAACCUCGUAAUGAGGCUUGGAAAGGAGAGAGAGAGCUUGGACAAGAGAUCCAAGAAGCUCGAGGAAGAUUUGGCAUCGGCCAAGGGCGAGAUACUGCGGUUGAGGAAUGAAAUGAAUUCAACAAAAGUCACUGUGAACGAUAAGCAACCCAAGAAAGAUGAAGCCGAGGGCGAAGUCACCGUUAGUGCAAAGAGAAGUGGCAGGAGAAGAAAAGGUGCUUCUCAAUGAGAUCAAGGGUACUCCAGAUGAUAGACUAAUAAUAUUGCUAAAGAUUCUUUCUCAUGGUUCUGCUAAUAUUUUUGUGGCAAUAUAGUUCCAUGUGGACCUUCUUCGAGUGGGAAUUUUACCCUGUUCCACUCUACAUGUAAUGUCACUAUGUAAAUUGUCCUUUGACACUCACUUCUCUUUGUCUAUUGCGGGCUUCUACCUGUGCUCA